Molecule: messenger RNA, 577 nt
Organism: Tinamus guttatus (white-throated tinamou)
Lineage: Eukaryota; Metazoa; Chordata; Aves; Tinamiformes; Tinamidae
Source: RefSeq, a predicted model, not a curated record
AUGGGGCUCAAAUUACUAGAGUCGGCCAAGAGGGAAAAGCAACGCUCCACAGCCUGCUCCAAAGCCACGGGCCUCGGGGGCACCACGGGCGAGGGGCAGGACGCGGAGCGCAUCGAGAGCAUGAGGCCCGUCAAGGAGCGCGUCGUGAAGGUCACGUUCAACGCGGACGUGCACUCCAGCCUGCAGUGGAACUUCAGGCCGCAGCAGACCGAGAUCUUCGUGGUACCAGGAGAGACUGCACUGGCAUUUUAUAAGCAAAAAAAUCCUACUGACAAGCCAAUCAUUGGAAUCUCUACCUACAAUGUUGUGCCCUUUGAAGCAGGGCAGUAUUUCAAUAAAAUACAAUGUUUUUGUUUUGAAGAACAGCGGCUUAAUCCUCAAGAGGAAGUGGACAUGCCUGUCUUUUUCUACAUUGAUCCAGAAUUUGCAGAGGACCCUAAAAUGGCUAAAGUUGAUUUGAUCACACUCUCUUACACAUUUUUUGAAGCAAAGGAAGGACAAAAGUUACCACUUCCAGGGUAUCAGUAAUAGUCCAAUCUACACAAUUGGACUUCUGCUGCGUGACCACCAGUUGCGA